Penicillium taxi is the source of this 2004-nucleotide messenger RNA. RefSeq names its product fungal specific transcription factor domain-containing protein. Bases 1 to 2004 code for a protein of 667 amino acids. The record is from RefSeq and is a predicted model, not a curated record. The transcript is spliced from 6 exons. Gene Ontology annotation, molecular function: DNA-binding transcription factor activity, RNA polymerase II-specific; sequence-specific DNA binding; zinc ion binding. Lineage: Eukaryota; Fungi; Ascomycota; Eurotiomycetes; Eurotiales; Aspergillaceae. Gene Ontology annotation, biological process: positive regulation of transcription by RNA polymerase II; DNA-templated transcription.
AUGAGCUCCUGUAGUGAGAAAAAUACCACGGAUACUAGCCCACCGCAAAAUCCCGUGGUUUCCUCACGUCCCCCAAAACGUGCUCGUUAUACAUCACCAAGUGCUAAAACUGCUCUCGUGCGCAAUCAGCAGAAGCAGUCUCUAAAAGCUGUUGAGCAGCGGCUUGCCGAGCUAGAGUCGUUCAUAUCGGAUGGGAGCGUUACUGGCCCUCAAAGACGGGACUCAGAGUAUGGAAGCCAGGCUUGGACCGAUUCUCUUCGGCUUCAGUCGCCAAAUGAGCAAGUCAUGAUGAAUACUGCGGCUCCAAGAAGACCCUCGCCAGUCUCUCCGGAUCGGAGAACGGAUGAUUUCGAUGGCCGUAACAUGGCACAAGUAGAUGGCGUCAGCCACGUCGAGGAGAUUUUGAAGGACUUGUCCCUUGAAGCUUCCGGUCGCUAUAUAGGAGCCUCAUCUCACAUUGGUAUAGGAAAGAUCAUCAGUUCCAUGGUACAGUCUACACCUGAUGACCAGGGAUCACCAGAGAGCAUUCACGAUAGCCAAGGAGAGCCCCUCAGUCCGAAAUCUGCUCACGAUGGACCUCUUCUGCAUCUUGUGUACGCCAUUGGUGGUCGAUUUCUUGAGACGACAGGCGAAACUGGUACUUUCUACCCGGAGCAGCAUUCUGAGCAGGCGCUCGAAAACUUGAUGGAAAUCAUUUCCUUUCAUGACAUCCGCACCGUGCAGGUUCUGCUACUUCUCUCAAUAUACAGUCUAAGAUCUCCUAAAGGUCCCGGUGCAUGGACUUACGUAGGUUUUGCUAUCAGACAAUGCAUUGAGAUGGGAAUGCAUCGCAAGAUUCAAGACAGACGAGAACUGCGGGUACUGGACUAUGAGAUUAGAAAGCGGGUAUUUUGGUGCUGCUACUGCCUCGACAGACAGGUUUCGAUCAUACUCGGGCGACCGUUUGCUAUUUCGGACCGAGAUAUUGAUGCCGAGUUGCCACUUGAUAUAGACGGAGACGUUGAGGAUCCAGAUGAGCUAGAUCAUGCAUUAACCGCAAUGAAAGCACUCAGGCCCGGUGAAAAAACAAAAACCACCGGAAUGACAGCAUUCAUAUACAUCACCAAGCUACGGCAGAUUGAGUCAAGAAUUCAGCAGACCAUAUAUCGGGUGGAUAAGUCAGCAUCAUCAGCCACAAAAGAUGAAGUUGAAAAGUUUAUCUCUGAGCUGGAUCGAUGGCGGGACAGCAUGCCCGAAGAUGUCGUAAAGAAAUCGGGCAGUGUAAAGUCCCUCUUUGUUGAUGGAUACGAUUAUUAUAUGGUUUACUACUACAAGUGCAUGAGAUUCCUUUUGCAUCCCAUAAUUCUCUCGGCCAACUUGUCGGAGACACGAUUCUUGAAGAAAUGUGCUGAGGCAUGCGGGGGUGUCUGCCAAACAUAUAAGAAGCUACAUCAGACAGUCCCUGUAGGAUUUUCAGUCAUGGCGCUACAUUCGCUUACGAGUUUCGCAGGUCUAACUCUAUUGUAUUGCACCUGGGCAUCACCAAAAGAGAUAUUCAGCAUCAGCAUGAGCAAUGCAAUGAACUCUUGCAGCAUCGUACUUUACAUCAUUACUGAAAGGUGGAAAGGGGCUCAAAAGUACCGGGAUGUGUUCGAGUCAAUAAAGCAGUCCGUCAUGGACUCGAUUGAAGAGGGUCAUUACGAGCCACGCAGGGCAAUUCAGAGUCUCAAGCCUGGCCUAGGCAAUGCUGUUCAGGCCAUGAGCUCCUCUCAAGAAGGGCGAGGUGAAGUUCCAGCCAUGAUUUUGAAUAUGGCUGGGGGUUCAAGUCUAAUGGAAGAUGGUGGCUUAGACUCAUUUGAAUACCAACCUGAGAAUCAUGGUGAAAUGAAUACCAUAUUCUCAGGAAUAAGCUCUAUGAUACCCAUGGAUAGUAUGGCUGUAGAUUUCCAUACACUUGGGACAUUUAAUGGUAUAGAUGUCGGGAUGGCCGGAGAUUGUCACAUGCAGGAGAGCUUAUGGAUGUGA